AGCCUCUCGUUCCUUAUCCAUUAUCUCCCGUGCCUUUUCCCACCUCACUCGAUCAUUUCCCUCCAAAUUUUCAUGGCUCUGAAACUGAUAGCCACCCCAUGGGUUUCUUCUCCCUUCCAAACCCUUACUCUCUCCUCCAAAAGCCCAACAAUUUCUUCAAACACUAGAACCCUUCUCAUCCUUCUCCUAAGCCGAUGCAUCUCUGCAACUUCCCCUCUCAAACCCACCUUAAAAAGCUUCAAUGCCAGAGCUUCUUUGAAUGGGGAAAUGGAGGCCCAAGAACCCAUUUCAAGGGCUUCUCUCUCUACUGAAAAUGAACCUAGUUUCCUCGACGAGGACUUGUUAAGAAGGGCUUCCGUAGCGAGAGAUGCUCGUGAAGUUUUGAGUAUGAUUUCAGAAAAAUACCCCAAUGAAGGAGGUGUCAUAGGAGCUUCUGAUUGUUCGCGUAUUAUAGGAAUGGCUCUCAAGCAAAGCAACACAGAGUUAGCGUUUUCUGUUUUCUCAGCAAUGAGAGGGAACUUCACUAAGAAGAAAUUGGGUGAAGUAAAUGAAGAUGAGAAGGAAUUGGGUUCUUCUGUGGAAUGUUGGAAGUGGGCUCCACCAGAUGUGAACACAUAUGCGACUCUUGUUCGAGGACUUGCUGCUUCCUUAUGCGUUUCAGAUGCCAUUCGAACUAUUACUGAUGUCUCUCGGGCUGGGCUUCCUUAUCGUGAGGAGGUUCAUUUUGGGCAGAUUGUUAAAUGUCCAACUUGCACAAUCGCCAUAGCUGUCGCACAGCCUCAACAUGGCAUUCAAAUUGCUUCAUGUUCAAAAUGUCGCUACCAAUACGACCUUGUAUCUGGCCAUAUCGUUAGCAUUGAUUCUGAAGCAAUUAGCACGGAUAUUUCACCAUGGGAUAAAGCGCUGAGGCUCCUUCAGAUAAUCAAGAAGAGUAUUCCUGCUGCUGUUCACUCAAUUGUGGUUCAAACUCCAAGUGGAAUUGCUCAAACACACCGUUUUUCAACUAAAACUGUUGAUCUUCCAGCCCAAGAAGGCCAGAGAGUAACAAUUGCAUCAGCACCUCCAUCAAAUAUUUAUAGGGAGCUAGGUCCUUUCAAGUUAAGGGCGAGAAUUCCUGGGUUUGAUCCUGGGGAGCCCAUAUCUAUAACAAAUCAUACAAGUGGGGUUCAGUCUGAGCUAUUACGAGCCCCUGCAAAAAACAAAGUCUCAUCUUUGCUUGAUCCCCCUAUUCUGUUACUCCCUAUUGCUUUACUUGCUACUGGAGAUGCUGCAUCUGGAAUCUUGGACCCUACUCUCCCCAGAGUCAUUUCGAUUGCCGCUGCGUCAUCUAUCAUCUUAGGGACUACUAUAAACACUAUUAUUUUACCUCGGCUGAAUCAGCUUCCUCAAAGAAGUGCGGAUGCAAUUGCUAUAAGGCAACAAUUGUUAGCUCAGCAUGAUAUGCUUCAGACCCGCAUGAAGGAGCUGAGUCAAGCUGCUGAAAGAGAGGUUUGGAUGUUGGCUCGCAUGUGCCAGUUGGAGAACAAAAUCCUGGCUGUGGGAGAGCCUUCUUAUCGUGCGAGAAGAAGUAGAAUCUUGAAAGUACGCGAAAGCUUGGAGAAUUCCCUCCUAACAAGAAUUGGGUUAAUUGAUAGCUAUGCUAGAAUAUCUUCAAUGAUUGAGAUUGAAGUUGAAAUGAAUUCUGAUGUCCUUGCUGCUGAAGCAGUCAGCAAUGCUGAAAAUAUUGCAGAACAGAUAGAACACAUGAUGGAGUUAGAAAACCUUGAGGAGCGAUGGAGAAUGCAAGCUGAGGCCAAUGAUGAGUUGGAAAAACUUCUAAACUCUCAACCAAUGUCAACAGAGCCUGUAUAAAGGAAAUUUUCCAAUAAAGGACGACUGAAUCAUCAUAACAGUUCAAUUGAAUCUAUGCAACUAAGCAUGGACCAAUGAAAGGAAAAUUGAACCAGAGACUUCUUGACCAUCAUGAAGCCACUUGCAGAUCCAUGGAAAGGAAUAUCAAGUUCAUAUGCUUUUAAACUACUGAAGAAAGGCUGGGGCUUAAGAAUUGUGCAUAAUCAUGUUACUUACCUUCUCUUAAUUUAGCAUCAAAUGAUGAUAAAAUCAUUAUUCUUUUCUUUUUGCCAUUCUUGGGCAUUACAUUUUUUACUGUUGUAUAAAAUACUACUAUGUAAAUUCAAUAAGCAUGUUGCAAAUUGCCAUUGACCACAUGUAAGGCCAUCUGAGUCUUUUUAUUUCC
Molecule: messenger RNA, 2236 nt
Organism: Amborella trichopoda
Lineage: Eukaryota; Viridiplantae; Streptophyta; Magnoliopsida; Amborellales; Amborellaceae
Product: Pentatricopeptide repeat (PPR) superfamily protein
Source: RefSeq, a predicted model, not a curated record